Molecule: messenger RNA, 7327 nt
Organism: Myripristis murdjan (pinecone soldierfish)
Lineage: Eukaryota; Metazoa; Chordata; Actinopteri; Holocentriformes; Holocentridae
Gene: tmem94
Product: transmembrane protein 94
Exons: 32
Coding region: 489-4595 (1368 amino acids)
Source: RefSeq, a predicted model, not a curated record
CUCGAACAUGGCGGCUGUGUUACGGGAAAGGCACCGAGCCACACUGGAUAUCCGAGAGAAAAAACAACAUUAGAGAGGGCGAGGAUACAAUCAGACAGUGGGACACAGGGAAUGAUCCCUAAAUGAAUGUAAUGAGGAGGACACUUAUGCUGUGGCGAGGCCUAAACUGCAGUUAAUCCUCCAAACAAAGCCCCAAACAUCCCUGGUUCACUCUGCUGGCCACUGCAGGUGUGGGUGUGCCUCCUGUCAGACUGGCAGAGGAGGCGGGGAGGGAGGUGUUGCCGGGUGGAGGACUGAGGCCGCACCCGUCUGCCUUCUUUGUCUUCUUCCGUUCUCAAGCUGCAGCUUCCAGAGGCAGCCGGCUGAGAAGGAUCACCCAAGAGCCUCAGGUGUGCGGUGGCAGGCAUUGGAUACUGCAGAGUGGCAUUGACAGGGCUCUGCCCAGCGUCAUCGGCCAGCUGAGGAGCGGAGUAUGUUGAGUGGUAACCAUGGAGCCGCAGGAUAAGAAGCAGGAGGAGGAGGCUGUGACUCUGGGCCUGUCCACCAGCCAGGCUCUGGGGAAGCUCAGGGACCAGCUCAGCAGCCUGCUGGAGCAGCACGAGAGGACUGCACGCAGACGGGUCUCUGCACAGGAGCAGUGGGUGAAGAGCUUCCUUUACCAUGGCAACCGUCACUCCUGUCUCCAUUGGCCGGGAGCUGCACUCACUCUUCUGGUGGUGCUGGGUCUUUUCUGUUGCCAUGGCAGCCAGCCAAAGGGCAGUUCUGGUAUAGAGCUGGUGAAUGCCGCAGCCCUCCUCCUCCUCCUCCUGCUGAACCUGCUGCUGGUCGGACGUCAGGAGAGGCUGAAGAGGAGGGAGAUGGUCCGGCGCCUUAAGGGCAUCAUCACACAACUCAAUGACUAUCUGUCACGGUGUGUAGGUGAACCGGUGCAGUGGUCUCCAUCUCUGUACCCUGACUUGUACACACCCUCGUCCCCCUCCUGGUCCCUCCACUGGACCUAUCGCGACUCCCAGCUGGUCAACCUGCCUGUCAGUCUGCUUGUGGAGGGAGACAUCAUUGCCCUGAGACCUGGCCAGGAGGCAUUUGCAUCCCUCAGAGGCAUUAAGGAUGAUGAGCACAUUGUGUUGGAGCCAGGAGAUUUGUUCCCCCCAUUCUCCCCUCCUCCCUCCCCACGGGCCAAUGAGAAGAGAGGUCCCCAGAACCCCCAGAAACACCGUCUCUUCAGAGUGGUCCGAACCCCAGUACUGGACACUGUCAGGAACAGUUUGGAGCUGGCAAUGUCUCGGCCAAUCACAGCGCUGGAUAAUGAGAGGUUUACUGUACAGUCACUGAUGGCCAAGCUAGCCUGUCCUAUUGUGCUGGUUGCGUUCCUGCUGGUGAAUACUGUCCGGUAUUUCUGUGAAGCACCAAGUCUCACCCCGGCCCGUUACAACUUCUUUCAACUGCAGUUGAUGGGCGUUCUGCCCAUUUUGCCCUUGCUCUUUCCUGUCAUGUGGGUGCUGGUGAAUGCCUACGGAGAGGCCCGAGUCCUUGCUGAGUCCAGCCGGGCUUCACCCACGGGCCUGCUUGCUAAGUUCUCUGAGGAUACUCUAAGCAGCUACACCGAAGUGGUUUCCUCCCAGGAGAUGCUGCGCUGUGUGUGGAGACACCUGGUGGGCGUCCUGAAGGGAGAAUCUCAGACACUUUGCUACACUUCCAGCCUUUUACACAAUCUGGGAUCUGUUACUGUGCUUUGCUGUGUGGAUAAGCAGGGCAUCCUGUCGUGGCCCAACCCCAGUCCGGAGACGGUGCUGUUCUUCAGCGGACGGGUUGAACCACCUCAUGACAGCCAGGAUGACCUCCGAGACGACCUGUCAGUCAACUCCUAUGGCCGAUUGGAGACUGACGAUGACAGGGAUGAGGUCCAGGAGGCAGAGGCUCUGCUCUGUCUGGGAACGGAGUCAUCAGUCAUUCUGGGGGAGGGGCCCGAGCCAAGCGAGACCUCACACGACACGGCUCGCUCCUCUGACACACUCCGGCCCCGGCUCUCCUGCCAGCACGCACACACUCGCACCAAACACCACUCCGGAUCCAACGUCAGCUUCAGCCACGACACCGAGGGAGGAGAUGAUGACCAGGCACAGGACCUAGUGCUGGGCUGUCAGGAGGCUGAGGCCGAAGACUUUGUGUGCGACUACCACCUGGAGAUGCUGAGCUUGUCGCAGGACCAGCAGAACCCCGUCAGCAUCCAGUUCGACGACCUGUCCUGGCAGUGCCACCUGCCCUCCCUCAAGCCGCUGGGCCUCAACAUCAUGCUCAAUCUGUGCAACGCCAGCGUCACCCAGCAGCUCUGCCGCUUCUCCGACCAUCUGUCCAACCUGGCGCUCCAGGAGAGCCAUGGCACUGUGCUGCCUGUUUACGUACCGUGGGGGCUGUGCGAGCUGUCCAGGCUCAUAGGAUUCACCCCCGGCGCCAGGGAGCUGUUCAAACAGGAGAACCACUUGGCUCUUUACCAGCUGCCGUCUGGAGAAAAAGCCAAGGAGUCAGCCUCCCGCCGCCUGCAUCACUUCAACAAACGCCAGCCUCCCAUCUCCCACCUCAUCUCCCUGUUUGUACGAGACUCCUCCUCAAAUAACGUCCAGAUGCUGUCACAUGGUUCAGCUGAUCUCAUCCUGGAGGCCUGCACUGACUUCUGGGAUGGUGCUGAUAUCUACCCCCUGUCGGGCUCAGACAGAAAGAAGGUUCUAGACUUUUACCAGCGUGCCUGUUUGUCAGGCUACUGCUCAGCUUUUGCCUACAAGCCCAUGCAGGUGUCACUGUCCUGCCAGCUGAAUGGGAAGUGUGUGGAGCUGGCCCCGGGUCCCAGCCUCUUCUCCGGGGUGGAGCUGCCCUCCACCACCCCCAUCAAGCACAGCUCCCGCAGGAAUAGCUGGAGCUCCGACGAGGGUAUCGGUGAGGGUGUUGAGCGUGAGGAUUGCGUCCAGGCCCUGAGCGGUCAGAUCUUCAUGGGUAUGGUGUCGUCCCAGUACCAGGCCAGGCUGGACACCGUCCGGCUCAUUGACGCCCUGGUCACUGCCUGCAUCCGCUUUGUUUACUUUUCUAUGGAGGAUGAGCUCCGCAGCAAGGUUUUUGCAGAGAAGAUGGGUUUAGAGACAGGCUGGAACUGUCACAUCUCUCUGACUCCGAAUGGAGAUGGUCCCUGUGAUGGAGCUCCGUCCAGUCCCAGUCAGGGCUCCUUGCAUGAAGACUUGAACCAAGAUUCUCGGGACGAGGCAGAAGGUCCGUUACUCCCAGAGGAGGAAGCCCACUCUGACCUGGCCAGUUUCCAGCCCACAGACAGCGAUGUCCCCAGCUUCCUGGAGGACUGCAACAGGGCCAAACUACCUCGUGGUAUCCACCAGGUUCGUCCUCACUUGAAGAACAUUGAUAAUGUGCCUCUUUUGGUGCCCCUCUUCACCGACUGCACCCCUGACACCAUGUGUGAGAUGAUGAAGAUCAUGCAGGAGAACAGGGAGGUUACUUGCUGUCUGGGAAGCUCCGCCAAUUUCCGCAACAGCCGCCUGUUUCUACAGAGCGACCUCAGCAUUGCUCUGGACCCUCUGUACCCGUCCCGGUGCUCAUGGGAGACGUUUGGCUACGCCACUGGAGGAGGAUUCAACAGAGACACUGAAGGCUUGUCUCCUCUGAGGCUUUCUGGACAGCUCAACAGUCUGGGCUGCUCUGUCACCUUCCACCAGGGAGAGAGCGUCAGCAUGGUCAAGCUCAUAGAGCAGGCGCGACACACAACCUAUGGCAUCCGCAAGUGCUUCCUUUUCCUGCUGCAGUGUCAGCUCAGUCUGGUCAUCAUCCAGUUUUUAGCCUGUGUAGCCCAGCUUCCCCCGCCCAUAAACACCACUGACAUACUGUGGCUGUCCUGUUUCAGCUGCCCACUGCUAAGCGUGUCACUUCUGGGGAAGCCACCAGAUAGCUCAGUCAUGACAGUGGCCACAGGGAAGAACCUAGAUGCCAUCCCCAGGAAGACCCAGAACUACUUCCUUGGCUGUUUCCUGUUAAAGUUUGGCCUGACUGUGUGUACCUACCUUCUGGGCUUUGGCUUCACCCUGCAAGAGGUUUGCCUCAGAACCAACAACUUAACCCUGGCUAACAACACCACCAUCCCCUGCAAGAAUAUAUUCACACUCAGGUCCUUCGAGACCCUCCCCCCUUGGUUCAGUGAGCUGUCCAAUGGUCUGCUGCUAACUCAGAAGGUUAUGGCAGGGUUCCUGGCCUUACACACAGUGGUGAUCUCCCUGAGCUAUGUGCACCGCUCUCAGCCUCUGUGGAGAAAGAGUCCCUUCAGCAAUACCUGGUGGUGCCUCACAGUACCUGUGGUUUUGCUUGGCCAGGUUGUUCAGGCCACAGUGGAUUACCAGUUAUGGUGCGACAGGGAGAGCACCCUGACCUUUAGCCUGGGAAACAUACCACUGCCAGCCUGGCUGCUGGUCUCACUGUCCCCGUUGCUGGUGGUGCUGGUCAACGAACUGGUCAAGCUCCAUGAGAUCCGGGUGCGAGUUCGCUACCAGAAGAGGCAGAAACUGCAGUUUGAAACAAAGCUUGGGAUGAACUCUCCAUUUUGAUCCAAGGAACUCUGCAGUAUGGCAAUACUGAGAACCAGUCACUAUUGUGGAAAACAGGGAAAGGGCAGGGUGCAAGUAGCACCCUCCAUAACACUUUGUACCCCUGCCUUGUUUUAAGGGCACUUGUCCUGCUUCAGCCCAAAAGCACUGCAACCCUCAUCUGGAGCAGACAUCAACCAAAUGGCAAUGUUGGGGCUUUAUGAUACAAAUACUCAAUUACUGUUUUAAUGAAUCAAUUGGUAUUAUAUCAUGGUUAUUUUAAGGGCGGGGAAGGAAAAAUUCCAAAGCAUAUUCAUUUCUCUUUUCCUUUUAAUAGAAAAGAGCCAAAAAUAGUAGACUAUUUAUUGUAUGAUUUUAGUUUGUGGCAUGAGGAAUGUUUUCUGAAGAGGUUAUGCUCCUUCACAAUCACUUUAUUCUCCCACUGAGAGACAAACACUUUGUGCAUGGUCCUUCUCAUCUAGUGCUUCAUGAUCGUCCCAGGAGCAAUGCAGGUCCUUGAGAAUCAUGUGAAUGCAUUGGACUAGCUUCAUAAUUUCAAAGCUAUUAAAUGUAGUGAUCCUUCUUAGUCUGAGAUGACCAAGAAGGAUGAGAGGCUGAGGUUUCAGCUUCGCUUCCUCGUCCACCCACACAAAUCUUGAUGACCUGCAAUGAACUGUGACGUAUCUAAUCCAGCCUUUGUUUAAAGGACAUUAGUGAACGUCAGUGUCUUUACCAUUGAAAGUAGGUGGGGCUGAAAGCAAAAAGGUAGUUUGUGAUCUUUUGCAUAAGUUUGAUAUCGGAUUGAGAUGCCCAUAAUUUGGCAUCUUACAGGAAAGGCUGUAAUGCUACCUCUUGCAAAUCACAACAGCUUGAAGUAAAUGUGACAAAGAAGCAUUCAUAAACAGGCUUUCUGUGGGCCGGUCUGUAAUUCAGCCCCUGAGCCACAUUAUCAGCAUAAUCUUUACUGUACUAGACAUUAGGUUAUUUAUUUAUUUUUCCAACAAAGGUUCUUUGUUCUUAACUACAUGCACCAAUUCCUGAGCUAAAUCAAGGUCAAUCCUGCUGUAAUGCAAUAAGGAAUGAAUAACAAUGUGAUUAUCCUGUGAAGGAAUAAAUCUUGAUUGGUCACGUUUUAUAUAUAUCUAUAUCUAUAUCCAUAUCUAUAUAUACAUAUACCUAUCUAUCUGAAGAAUGUGCUGGCAUGCCACUUUAACCCAUGUACUGUUUGACAGAGCAGUGUUUUUUUUUUUUUUUUUUUUGUGAGAAUCCACACGACUUGCUGCACAAUGAUCCCAGCCAAUCCCUACAAAAGUGAAGGUUUUACUGAGCAAAUAAGGUUCACUCUGUGGUAUCUGAGCAUACCAGUCUUGUGAAAGGUGCUUCAUAUCAUUCAGUUGCCUUCUCUCUCAGCCUGUCUGCCUGUUUCAUCACUCAACUCUGUAGAAACCCAUGGAGGAGAGACAGGAGCUCAGGAUACUGUUCAGUUUUGAUGUCUAAAAAUGACUAGCUGAGGAGAUUUCGUCCACAGAGUUGUUUUAAUAACCCAGAUUUAUUAGUUUAUCCUCAGACCAGCAUAUUUCAGAGAUUAAGAGUAAUGUGUUUGAUCUUUUCUUCCCUGAUAAACAUCACCAGAUAGUCCUUUUAGCCUGCAGCUGUCUACCCAGUUCUUUUUAUACCACAUCUUCAAGCCUAUUUAUUCAUUAAGUAAAUGUGUACCAUCAACAGCCGACGUCUGUAUCUCUGAUGGUCUUUUUUUAAUCAGACCUGCCUUUUAUGUGGUGCUUUCAUUGUUUCAGACGGACGUCAUUUAAUACUGCUAUAUGAAUGGGAUUGUUGUCACUUUCUGGCAACAUAUUUUUCAAAGUUUGCUUUGAUGGCACCCAACCCUCUUGACAUGAAUAUGAAAUAGUGAAAGUCAUUCAUGUCUAAUGAGAGUGUGGCUUGAGCUCAAUGAGGCAGAAAACAUGGCAACAGGGGUUAACUCGUGUGGUUGUGUGUGCCUCUUUAGUUAUCCUGCAGUUAGUUUGCCCUCUCAAGCACACAUUUGAAUUUGGGUGUAUGUGGAUUAUCUGAGGGAAACAGUUGAUGUAAAAGCACCAGUUGGUCAUCUGGUGCCAUGUAAGGCACUAAAGUUGUGACAAUCACUUUUGGACAAACAAACUAGUCGGCAGGUUAACCGAUGCCUCAAGUGAAACUAUUGAAGAUGACUUUAAAUCAUACACAAUGCUGCUGCAAUGCAACAGCACGUUUCUAGCAGAUGGUUUUUAUUUGUAUUUUUGUUUUGUUUGCCCUGCUUUAAAUUUUGGAUAAUUUAUUAUCAUUGCAAACAUCUGGGCUAUGCUGCAUGAAUACACAAUGAAUGCUCAGUCUUGGUCAAUGUUGAUACUAUGUAUAAUUUUCCUGUUCCGUUGUCGUUUGUUCGCUGCACAAAUUGAAUUCAGUCAAGCAUGGACUGCAUAUGUUGCUUGUGUUUUCUCACCACACUGACUGCUAAGCCAACAGCCCUCUGUCACAUAUUGCGAGGCUGAUGCUAGCCAUUUUGAGAACAUUUUCAUGCAUAUGCUAGGAGCUGAACCACGAGUCAGUUGAGUUUUGGGGGGGAAAAGUGAUGGACUAUGAUAUGGUUGUUCACAAGAUACAUAAAUGUAUAUUUUGUAUUUUUUAAAGUGUCUGUAAAAUUAUUAUUAUUAUUAUUUUGGCAAAAUUUUGUUUGUGUAUUGAUUGUCAUGUUAAUAAAUAGCCUUUUUUAUUUA